AGUGUAGCCCCAGCAGUGCCACCUGUCGGUGUCCAUCAAUGCCACCUGCCAGUGCCCAUCAGUGCCUCCUAUCAGUGCCAGUCAGUGCCACCUAUCAAUGCCAGUCAGUGCCACCUAUCAGAGCUGCCAAUAAGUGCCACCUAUCAGUGCCAGUCAGUGCCACGUAACAGUGCCAGUCAGUGCCGCCUAUUAGUGCCUGUCAGUGCCGCCUAUCAGUGCCAUAUAUGAGUGCUGCCUUUCAGGGCCCAUCAGUGAUGCCUGUCAAUGCCCAUCAGUGCCACCUACCAGUGCCACCUAUCAGUGCCCAUCAGUGCAGCCUAUCAGUGCCCAUCACUGCAGUCUCAUUAGCGCAUAUCAGUGAAGGAGAAAAAUCACUUAUUUACAAAAUUUUAUAACAAAAACUAA
This is a messenger RNA of Staurois parvus, 405 nucleotides long. The record is from the annotation of a GenBank genome assembly. Lineage: Eukaryota; Metazoa; Chordata; Amphibia; Anura; Ranidae.